CGAUAUACCUAGCUGACUCAGACACUUCAUUACCUUUCGAAUACUUACACUGUAACGUUCAAGAUAAAUAUAGCUUAAAAAAAAUAUUUGGGUGUUACAUUCAGUGAGUGUGGUUUAGAAAUAACUCGAGUGGUUUGAGGGGAGGAGUUACAAUAUUGUAGUAUUAUUUGUGAGUACAGAACUAGACAGCUGAGGGACCGCGGCAUAGGAACACACAGUGGCCAAUUUGUAAUUAAAAUGAAUAGCAUGACAGGGACUGAGUAAUCGAAUGAGAUGGUGACGUGACACGUCUAGCAUGCGGUGGUCGACAUGGUGGCAAGUACUCUUGGUGCUACAAGGCUCGCUGGCGCAGUCCAUCACGCCGACCGUGUGCGAUGACGAAUUCUGUCGAUGCGACGCAUUCACAAGGGUUAUAUGCAACUGCACCAAGGCAUAUGCUCAGGAAGUGACCCUUAGACCCGAUGGCGCCUACAGAGUACCUUCUACGUGUACGGGCAUCAUCAUCGAUGGAUGCGCUCGUGUGUCUUUUCUACCAGACACUAUACGAAAUCUCAUCCAACUUCGCAACGUAGAAAUAAGAAACGUUCAACAUGUCAUUAUAAACGAACGAGCUCUUUCGUGGUCACCGUUUCCAAGAGAAAACGACAUAAAUCCUGGCAUAAGAAUAAUCAUAAACAAUUGUACAAUUGAUGAUAUUGCGUCACACGCGAUUCAAGGACGUGUAAAUGACAUUAUAAUUAGUAACAACAAAAUCAAGAAUAUGAGGCCCUUUUCAUUCUCCAGCCUGACAGGCGUCAAAAAUAUAGAAUUACGAGAAAAUGACUUUGAGAACAUUGAGAUACAAGCGUUUAAAAAAUUUGCUACUCUUAAUUUUUUACUGAAUGGUGGCACUAUAAGAACACUGCCCAGCAGAUUUCUAUCAGAUGUCGAAGUUACAAAUCUAUUUCACAUGGAAGGAGUUACCGUCAAUUACUUGUAUAGUUCAACAUUUCUUGUCAGUGCACCAAAGAGGGUCUUAAUAGAGAAUAACAAUAUCGUGACAUUGGAGGGCGACGCCUUUCACAUGGUCACGAGGGGACCCAUAACUUUCAGGAAUAACUCGGUAACAAAUUUGAGUAAAGGCGCAUUCUUCGGGAUUACUGUGGACUUAGAAAUUUCAUCAGUGAUGGGCCCGCAAGAGUUACUAAUUGACAACAAUACCGUGACACAUUUAACGCCGUCUUCGCUUAUAUUUAAUCAUACGAGGCUCACGCAGCGUAUUGACGGUUUGAAUUUAAAUGUAUCAUGCACGUGUGAGCUCACUGAGGAGUGGAGAGAGCUAAUGAAAAGCCAAGUUGGAACUAUCAAUUGCUGGUACGAAUUGAACAAUCAUUACGUGUCCCUGCCAACAUAUAUGGACAGCCGCUGUGGAGCGUUCAAGCAAAACUUUUGGAUAUUUGUUGUAAUAGGAGUAGUUCUAGCUCUGAUAUGUGUAGCAAUCAUAAUCUUCUUUGUAGUGAGACGCGAAAAUGAAAAGAAAAAGAAAGUGCAGAUAGUAAUGCCUGAUGGAAAGACUUACAGAGAGACUGAAUUUCACAUUGUCGUGGAGAGAGCAGAGCUCCUAACCACUGAUUUAUGAGUGGAAUCGCCUGUGUGAAUUUAUGUGUAAAGAUAACUGGUCUAACCGAUUAUUUCAUUAAGUCACAGUGCCGAAUUAGUUUUAUUGUGUACAUUGUAUGUUUAUGCUGUCGAAAUCUUGAUAGAUUUAUAGUUUUAAGGCAACAUGGUCAUUACUUUAUGAUGCGACUAAACCAAAAACAUGGUUUUGAUAUAAAAUUCUACUUAAAAACUAUAAAUCCGUCGGAAUCGCAAUUCAAAUAGCCUACCUCAAUAGAACAUCAACAAUUUUAUCACGUAUAAGUUGUGCAUCCAUAAAGAUUACCUACGAGAUGUAUCUAAAAAGGUAUUGUUAUUCUUUCAUAAAUGCAAGGCAUUAUCCAUGCAUAUAUCAAUAAAAAAAGUACAACGACAAAA
Manduca sexta (tobacco hornworm) is the source of this 2013-nucleotide messenger RNA. RefSeq lists its product as uncharacterized. The record is from RefSeq and is a predicted model, not a curated record. The coding region runs from base 296 to 1618 and encodes 440 amino acids. The transcript has 3 exons. NCBI's taxonomy places the organism in Eukaryota, Metazoa, Arthropoda, Insecta, Lepidoptera, Sphingidae.